AUGUCCUCCUCAACCGACACUUCCAGCUCCUCCACCACCACCACCAGUGGUACCAACACACCCUCUACCCCUACUUCCACCUCUACCACCACUUCUACCACUACAACCACAUCCUCUUCCUCGAAUUCAACCAGUGAUAAUUCCAAGACCGCUUACUGCUACAUGGACUGGCUCCGAAUCGAGGGACAUGCACAACACUGGCUGGGGGCACAGAAGAAGAGCAAGAUAUCCAGCUACAACACGAGUUACAAAUCCCCAUCCCCAUUCAAACAACCAAAACACAAAAAUGUCCUCCUCAUACUCCUCCAGCACUUCCAUCACCACCACUACUACUACCACCACACCCUCUACCUCUACCUCUACCACUACCACUGGCUCUACCACUUCCUCUGGCUCUACCUCUACCUCCUCUACCUCCUCCACCUCCACCUCCACCCCAUCGACAGCCACAUCCUCCUCCUCUACCACAACAAGUUGAAAGUCCAGUGA
This is a messenger RNA of Neurospora tetraspora, 489 nucleotides long. RefSeq lists its product as uncharacterized. The coding region runs from base 1 to 489 and encodes 162 amino acids. The record is from RefSeq and is a predicted model, not a curated record. NCBI's taxonomy places the organism in Eukaryota, Fungi, Ascomycota, Sordariomycetes, Sordariales, Sordariaceae. The transcript has 2 exons.